ACAAAAAGAAGGAAGCGUUCGAAGGGGCGGGACAGACAAAAUAUAAAAGAUGUCAACACAGACAACCUCGUUUUCUACUGGAGUCUUUCACUAGAGGCGUGAAAGUAUGAGUACAUUUGCAGGACGAAUGAAAGAGUAUCCAAACAUUUCUUUGGAUCGCUUCGACAACGACAACUUAAACGCGCGGGCAUAUUGUCUGUCGCACUGUCAUAAAGAUCACAUGAGAGGAAUUAAAGCACCAAAGCUGAAAAGAAGGCUUCAGUCCAGCCGCAAAGUCAGACUUUACUGCUCGUUUGUGACCAAAGAGCUCCUGCUGAGCAGUCCCAAGUACCGUUUUUGGGAGAACUUCAUUGUUCCCUUAGAACUGGAAAGCCCAACUCAGAUUUCUCUGGUGGAUGAGGUGUCAGGAGAGAGCGAAGAGAUUGUGGUCACGCUGCUUCCCGCUGGUCACUGUCCGGGCUCAGUCAUGUUCCUGUUUGAAGGUUGCAGAGGGAACGUGUUGUACACUGGAGACUUCCGGUUGGCAGUUGGAGACGUGUCAAGGAUGGAACAUCUGCACUCAGGAAGCAGAGUGAAGGACAUUCAGAGUGUUUAUGUGGACUCCACCUUCUGUGACCCUCGUUUCUACCAGAUUCCUUCUCGGGAGGAGUGUGUGAACGCCAUUGUGCGUCUGGUGGGCGACUGGAUCGCUCAGAGCUGCUACCACAUGGUGUGGUUCAACUGCAAGGCGGCCUACGGCUACGAGUACUUGUUCACCAAGUUAGGAGAAGAGUUCAACACGCAGGUGCACGUCAACAACCUGCUGAUGUUCCGGAGGAUGCCGGAGAUCCUGAGCUACGUGACCACGGACCGCAGGACGCAGAUUCACGCCUGUCGACCCCCUAAGAAUGAGAUGUAUAUCUACGGCAACCGAUUACCGUGCGGCUGCACAGCAUCAGACGGGACGUGUCUUCGCGUGAUGAGCAUCAAACCUUCCACCAUGUGGUUUGGAGAGAGGACUAAGAAGACCAACGUCAUUGUCAAAUCAGGAAGCACUUCCUUCCGAGCCUGUUUCAGCUUCCACUCGUCCUAUUGUGAGAUUAAAGACUUCCUGUCCCACCUCCAGCCUGUCCACGUCUAUCCCAACGUCAUCCCGCUGGGACACACGGUCAGCCAAGUCACGCAGAUGCUCCAGCAGAUGUGCAGGAAGCAGUCAGAGGAGGCGUUCACAUACAAACCACUAGGGGCGCUCAAGCGCAGCGUAGCCGUCAGAACGCUUUGUGAUUCCGACAGCGAUGAUGAGCUCUUUGACGGGAUGGACACGGCGCCAGUGAGGAAGAAGCUAACGCUGAGCCACCACGUUGAAGACGCUCCCAGUCCGCACAACACAGCACCCCCUGCCUCUGAGGAGGACUCAGUGCAUGCGACACUCCUGCCACCCAGCACAAACAUUUACACAAACAACUACAUGGACUGUACUGAGUCCAAUGACGAAGACGAGGACGAGGCGAGCGAUGAGGAAGUUAACACCCAGGCAGAACGUGGCUCAGGUGAGCCCCCCAGGUGGGAGGACUUUUUUACCGUGGAGAGCCUACCGGACAGCCAGAACAGCCUCAACAGCCAAUCAGAGCCCUGCUCCGUCCCAGGCUCCUCCCCCUCCAGGAGGACGGACUCACAGACGCCUGAAGUGUUCAGCGAACAGGAGGAGAGCCCGGAUGACAACUUUAGUCUGGCUCUGUCCGCCUCCUUGUCCAACCAUUCCUCACAGAACCAGGACUCAGAUCCUCCUCGCACCUUCAUCUAUUCGCAGAACGUCAGCGGCUCCCCGGAAGAGUUUCCGGAGUCUCAGGCGUCGUCAGACUUUGACAUUCCCUGCACCCCGGAGUCCAAGAGGCCAUCCCCUGACGAACUGUCUCAACUGUACAGGAAGUUGGCAUCGGGAGAGGAAGUGCUGCUGCAGACAGGAAGUCAGUGUUCUACGUGACAGGAAGUCACAGCUCUGCUUGAGGUAGUGAUUACAAAAUAAUGUUGUCUGUCUAUCUGUGUUGGCCCUGUGACGAGGUGGCGACUUGUCCAGGGUGUACCCCGCCUUCCGCCCGAUUGUAGCUGAGAUAGGCUCCAGCGCCCCCCGCGACCCCGAAGGGAAUAAGCGGUAGAAAAUGGAUGGAUUUGUCUGGAAAUAAAGGAAAAAAACUUCCGCUGACGUGUUCCUGGGAGGACGUCUCUCUCCAACAUGUUUGUGCAUUCAUGUCAUCUUGACCUCUGACCUGGCUUCAGCUGAAUAAUGAGUUGAGCGUGAGCAUCAGCCCGAGUCCCAUAACCGUCGUCGUCGUCCAUGUGGGUUUAUUGGUGGCCCCCGCCGCCUCCACUUGGGGUGACGGGUUGAUGGUCGUCACGGCGAUGCGACGCAGCAGGAAGUCGUGUUUGAGGGCCGAGUUGUGGUCCGGACCGUAUGACACGUUAAAGGUCUCCGUCAAUACACGGUGACCUGGGUAUGUCACCUGACAAAGACAGAGGUCAGAGUUGAAAACGUUGUUUGCGUGUCCACCACUGGAGGGCAGUGUUACCAUGAAGGUGUAAGUUCCUGGCAGCAGCAGUCUGUAGUAUUCUCCAUGUCGGUCCGUCCUAAAGGGACACAUGUUGCGGCGACCUUUGACCUCCACCACAGCGUUCUGCACCGGCACGCCAGAGGCAUCAAACACACGCCCUUUGACCCCUAAAUGCACAUUUUACAGAGCUCACUCAGGACAUUGAGGCGUGCAAUAAAUGAGCUUGGCUACUGACCCAGGUGCACCUGCUGGAUGAAGGCCAGCAGACUCUUCCUGUUGUCCGACCACAGAGCAGGAAGUUGUUUGGCUGGAGGGAACUUGCAGCAGGACACUUCCAAAGUCAGCUCCAGACACUGAGCCCACACGUAGUUGUAGUCCUGCAUCCCACCUGGCAAAUUGACAGCUCAACGUCAAGGGACGGGGCUACUUCUUCACGCAGCACAGAGGGCUUUCAUGCUAAUGCAGGGGUCUCAGACACGCGGCCCGCGAGACGUUAUUUUGCGGCCCGCACCUUAAUAUGAAAAUGUAAUGUUAGUGCGGCCCGCGAGUUUUAUAUGAAUGGCGCUUGACAGCGUCAUACUUGCCAACCCUCACGAUUUUUCCGGGAGACUCCCGAAUUUCAGGGCAACUAUUCUCUCGAAUGUC
Molecule: messenger RNA, 3173 nt
Organism: Entelurus aequoreus (snake pipefish)
Lineage: Eukaryota; Metazoa; Chordata; Actinopteri; Syngnathiformes; Syngnathidae
Gene: dclre1c
Product: DNA cross-link repair 1C, PSO2 homolog (S. cerevisiae)
Exons: 15
Coding region: 107-1963 (618 amino acids)
Biological process (GO): protection from non-homologous end joining at telomere; interstrand cross-link repair; double-strand break repair via nonhomologous end joining
Molecular function (GO): damaged DNA binding; 5'-3' DNA exonuclease activity
Source: RefSeq, a predicted model, not a curated record